This is a messenger RNA of Centropristis striata (black sea bass), 1413 nucleotides long. It is a transcript of the gene srlb, whose product is annotated as sarcalumenin. The annotation marks the transcript as partial. NCBI's taxonomy places the organism in Eukaryota, Metazoa, Chordata, Actinopteri, Perciformes, Serranidae. Gene Ontology annotation, molecular function: GTP binding. The record is from RefSeq and is a predicted model, not a curated record. The transcript has 6 exons.
AUGUUGUUUUUUACAGAAGAAGAAGAAGAAGAAGAAUUCAUCUCCGUCCUCAGGGACAGAUCUCACAUCGAUGAGACGCUGCGGCUUGCAACUGAGGAGAAAGCAGGGGACUAUGCAGCUGCUCUACAGAAGCUGCGGAAGAUCUACCACUCAUCCAUCAAGCCGAUGGAGCAGGCCUACAAGUACAACGAGCUGAGGCAGCACGAGAUCUCAGCCUACCCCGGACGAACCCUGGGGGAAUCAGCCACAGAUGGAGAGAUUACCUCCAAGCCCAUGGUGCUGUUCCUGGGACCCUGGAGCGUAGGGAAGUCCUCCAUGAUCAAUUACCUCCUGGGCAUGCACGACAGCCCCUAUCAGCUCUACACAGGAGCUGAGCCUACUACCUCUGAGUUCACUGUAAUUAUGCAUGGGGAGAAGAUCCGCUCUGUUGAGGGUAUUGUUAUGGCAGCAGACAGCUCUCGGUCCUUCUCUCCCUUGGAGAAGUUUGGCCAAAACUUUCUGGAAAAGCUGAUUGGUAUUGAGAUGCCCCACAAGCUGCUGGAACGUGUGACUUUUGUUGACACACCAGGAAUCAUUGAGAACCGAAAGCAGCAGGAGAGAGGCUACCCCUUUAAUGAUGUAUGCCAGUGGUUCAUUGACCGUGCCGACCUGAUUUUCGUGGUGUUUGACCCCACCAAGCUGGACGUUGGCCUGGAGCUGGAGAUGCUCUUCCGGCAGUUGAAGGGUCGUGAAUCCCAGAUCCGCAUCAUCCUAAACAAGGCUGACAAUCUGGCCACCCAAGACCUAAUGAGAGUCUACGGAGCUCUGUUUUGGAGCUUAGCUCCCCUCAUCAAUGUGACUGAACCCCCUCGUGUCUAUGUCAGCUCCUUCUGGCCUUAUGACUAUGCACCUGAUACCAGCCGUGAGCUCUUCAAGCGAGAAGAGAUCUCCCUCUUGGAAGAUCUGAACCAGGUGAUUGAAAAUCGCAUGGAGAACAAAAUUGCCUUCAUCCGUCAACAUGGCAUCCGCGUACGCAUCCAUGGCCUGCUGGUAGACCGCUACGUUCAGACCUUCAAAGAGAAGAUGAGCUUCUUCAGUGACCCCGAACUAGUCUUCAAGGAGAUUGUGGACGAACCAGACAAGUUCUACAUUUUCAAAUCCAUCCUAGCCAAGACCAACGUCAGCAAGUUUGACCUGCCCAACCGCGAUGCCUACCGUGACUUCUUUGGCGUCAACCCCAUCACCAACUUCAAGCCUCUGGCGGCUCAGUGCUCCUACAUGGGAGGUUGUCUGCUGGAAAAGAUUGAGAGGGCGAUCACCAAUGAGCUGCCCGGCCUACUGAGCAGCAUUAACUCUGGCAAGCAGCCAGGCCUGUCCUCCUGCGAGGCCACUGGCUGCGGUGAGAAGCCAAAGAAUCGCUACCGGAAGAACUGA